Messenger RNA from Labrus mixtus (cuckoo wrasse), 1589 nucleotides. Its product is annotated as complement C1q tumor necrosis factor-related protein 3-like. The transcript has 3 exons. NCBI's taxonomy places the organism in Eukaryota, Metazoa, Chordata, Actinopteri, Labriformes, Labridae. The record is from RefSeq and is a predicted model, not a curated record. Bases 73 to 945 code for a protein of 290 amino acids. Gene Ontology annotation, molecular function: protein binding.
AAAUAUAUAUAAUCACAUUGAUAGAGCAUGUCAGACAGAGUUAAGGUGACCUCGUCUUGAAUCAACUUCACAAUGAAUUCUACUUGUUUGUGGGUUUUAUUGCUGUUGUGUGGCUUGACUUCAGCCGAGGUUGGUGAGAAUGUUGUUGAAACACGUUCAUGCUUUCCUGAUAUGUGUGAUCUUCUGAGAGAGUUCGGAUCCAUGGCAGACAAACUCAAAGUUAUGGAAACCAGGCUGCAGGACAGUGAAAGCAGGCUGCAGAACAGUGAAACCGGGCUGAAGAUGACUAAAACCAGGCUGAAGAUGACUGAAACCAGGCUGCAGGACAGUGAAACCAGGCUGAAGAUGACUGAAACCAGGCUGCAGGACAGUGAAACCGGGCUGAAGAUGACUGAAACCAGGCUGAAGAUGACUGAAACCAGGCUGCAGGACAGUGAAUCCAGACUAGAGGUCAGUGAAGCCAGGCUGAAAAUUGGUGAAACCAGGCUAAGUGACAGUGAACACCAGAUUCUUGAUCUGAAGAGCAAAGAGAGAACCAAGGUGAUCUUCAGUGCAGCGAUAGGAGGUAGUGCAGACGUUGGACCCUUCAACACAGACACAACUUUAGUCUACAGAACAGUGAUCACAAACAUCGGCAACGCCUACAAUGCAGCCACAGGUAUCUUCACUGCACCUGUUGCAGGUGUUUAUUACUUCACCAUCUUUUGUCAUAGUGGAGGUGACCAUAUAACAUCUCUGAGGCUCUACAAGAACUCCGAGAUGAUGGUUGUGACCCAAGAUUACCCUACAGAGACUGACCAAGCUGAUAAUGGAGGAAACGCAGUGUUCCUUCAGCUGCAGCCAGGAGACCAUGUGUAUGUGGUCCUGGCUGUAAAUACUUAUGUUUGGGGAAACAACUAUAUUACGACUUUUAGUGGUUCUUUGGUCACUCAAUGUGAGAAUUAAUACUCUGCUCUUCCCUACAUAAAUGUAUCUAUUAUACCAUUAUAUUUGAAAUGUGAUGAAAAAGAAAGAUGUUGAUUAUCAAAUAAAAAAUCUGAUAUUCAUUAGCCUUCUUGUAUCACCUCUUAGCUGGACAGAAUAUAACAACCCCGGACAGGAAGUCAGACAAGGAAACGCACAGAGCGCACUCGCGAUCAUAUUUUUCAUCACUUUAUCAACAUUACGUCAAAACAGGCACCAAAAGAACUACAAAUCAUCAGAGCAACAUGUUGUUUGCAUGUUUUUCUCUUUAUUCCCCGUGUGAUCUUGUAUUUCUCCUGUGAUGUGUGUACAGCUGCUCAUUGCUGCUGUCCGCUGUGCUCACGUUCCAGAAGCGGAUGCAGUGGGGCAGAGCGUUUCUUAGAAUGCCUUGUUUUGUUCUAUGCUGACGACAUACAGUACUUGUUCCCUGGAUCGUUGGUUUCCAACCUGGGGUCUGGGCCCCUUAACCUAAGUGGGUGCGAUAAAGAUCUUGGGGGGGUCGGUUGGGGGUGAGGCUUUGUCUGCUCUCAGGUUAUCAAUUAGGAUUUGCAGUUUGCCACAAAGGUGUUGUGUGUUAGCCUAUUCUGUUGGGAUCGUAUCAAGAAAAACAACUACAAUUAUGUUCA